This is a messenger RNA of Darwinula stevensoni, 2307 nucleotides long. Lineage: Eukaryota; Metazoa; Arthropoda; Ostracoda; Podocopida; Darwinulidae. The record is from the annotation of a GenBank genome assembly.
AUGGGAAUUGCAAGAUCAAUCCUGCGGUCCUUCUCCACUCCCAACGGACUUGCUCUCCAUAGGAAACGCGCACAUCCAGUUCAAUUUAAUUCAGAGAUUUCCACCACGCGCGUGAAAGCAAGGUGGUCCGAUGAAGAAACGCGUCUUCUUGCCCUCUCAGAAAUAGGUCUCUCUUCCUCUACUUGCAACAUCAACGAAGUCCUGCGAAAUCGUUUUCCCGGCCGGACUCUCGAGGCUAUUAAAGGUAAAAGGAAACAGAGACACUAUACAGACCUACUUAAUCAACUCCUACAUGGAGCCUCUGAUUCCUCGGUACCUGCCGAAACAACGACAGCUUUAGAGGAAGUAGUUCCCAUUCACGAGUCACAUCCCUCUGAAAAUGUCGCUGCCACUGCUAAUGUCACAGCGGCCCCCGUGUCUCCUCUCCCUAAUCUCACGCUCUUUCCUGAUCACCUCCUUGCCCUCUCUCAACAGGAGGAUGUCCUCCCUGAUCUCCAGCAACUCAUCCUACAAUGUCUUGCCUCUCCCUCCCAAGCCUUGGAGCAUCUGGAGACCUUCUUACCCCUAACCUUUCCGUCCACACAUCGAAAGGUUAACUGUCCCAAAACGGGACUUAUCCAUUCUGCUCGCCGCCGUCACCACCGAAUUAAAGAAUAUGCCAAAGUACAAAAUAUGUACAAAAAAGAUCGGACUAAAGCAGCGCAUUAUAUACUUGAUGGUGAGAAUAGCUCUACUGCCACUCCAUCUAAGGAGGACAUUAAUGCAACAUUCGGGGAGCUUUUUUCCUCCUCGUCCCCUCCUGACACAAUCUAUUGCAUCCCCAUUAAUCCUCCGUGUACCAUAUUUUAUUCUAUAACAGUUAAAGAAAUCUCCAAAGCUCUUCAAGCUAGUCCUAAAUCAGCUCCAGGCCCUGAUGGCCUUACGAUCUCCGACAUCAAGGGCAAAAAUAAGAUCUAUCUAGCAGUUCUCUUCAACAUCUGCUUGUGGAGCCGAGACUUACCCAAAUCCCUUAAAAUCUCUAAAACCAUCUUAAUCCCUAAAUCUGGGUACCUAAACUUGGCCAGUAACUGGAGACCUAUCACUAUCAGCUCAGUUCUCCUUAGGCUCCUUCACAAGAUCUUGGCACUUCGACUCAAUCUGGUCACCCAUCUCUCCCCUGCCCAGAGAGCCUUCCUUCCACUGACAGUUGCCCCCUUAAAACGCAACAAAAAAAUUUAUAUUCUUCGUAUAUAUGCAAUCCCCAGACUCCUUCAUGCACUAACACUAGGGAGAUACUCCAUCGGUUGGUUGAAAACAAUCGACUGCAAAAUCAGAGGUUUCGUAAAAUCUACUCUGAGACUUCCAUCAUCAACAUCGAAUGCUUCGCUAUACGCCUCGAUUAAAGACGGUGGCUUCUCUAUACCAUGCCUGACACAGUCUAUUCCAAGGGUAACACUCAUGCGCCUUUCUACCAUCAAUGAUCAGGGAGAUAGAGAUUGUAUGGCUUUUGCCACAUCUCCCAGAUAUUUCAGCAAUCGUAAGAAAUGUCUGAAAUUUUUGGGCUCAACAGCCACGAAAUAUGAACAAAAGAAAUUUUGGAGAGACUCCCUCUACUCCUCAGUUAAUGGCCGAGGAUUAGACCAAGUGCAAGACUCUCCUGGAAAUUCUUGGUUUGGUCAGGGAACACGAUUUACAAGCGGCAGAGUAUUUAUUAAUCUCUGCCGCUUACGCACCAACUCCCUCAUGUGCCGAGAAUUCAAUACCCGAGGAAGACGUAAUGGUCAUCGUUUAUGCAGAGCUAAUUGCCAAAAAGUUGAAUCUCUAUCUCAUAUUAUGCAAGGUUGCCCUGCAACUCAUUGGUUUAGAGUAACUACGCAUAACCGUCUCCUGUCAAUGGUUGCCGAUAAGUUCUCGUCAAUUGGCUACAAUGUGACAGUAGAGCCACGAAUUACCAUCAAUGGAGAACUUCGGAAACCUGACAUAAUCUUAACUAUAGAUCGGGAACUGACAAUAUGUGAUUUAACAGUUGGCUGGGAAACAUCGCAGUCCCUAGAUGAUAGACACAUUGCGAAAAUGGAUUAUUAUGGGACACAGGCCAUGAGAAACCACCUAAAAGAGAAGUGGCCCAACCACAGCAUCAAUUUCCAAGCAAUUGCCCUCAGCUGUCGUGGUGGCAUUGCCCCAUUGAGUCAUACAUUUCUGCAGACAUGCCAUUGGACAUCCAGAGAUAUAAGCCUCUUAUGCCUUAGAUGCAUUGAAAAGUUACUGAAUAUCUAUUGGGGUUUUUUCGCAGCUACAUCUCGUAUUGGGGAAAGGGCCCUAAUUUAG